AUUGACCGGAAGGGAUACACGCCAGGCGAGGUCAUCCCCAUCUUUGCCGAAAUCGACAACUGCACCUCCCGCACGGUGAUCCCCAAGGCAGCCAUCAUCCAGACACAGACUUUCAUAGCUCGAGGGGCCCGGAAGGAGAAGAAGUCAGUGGUGGCCAGCAUUGUGGGGGACUCCAUCGCAGCCCAGAAGCGGGAAGUCUGGCAUGGCCGGGCGCUCAAGAUCCCCCCCGUAGGGCCCUCCAUCCUCCAGUGUCGCAUCCUCCAGGUUGAAUAUGCACUCAAGGUCUGUAUCGACAUCCCUGGAACCUCCAAGCUGCUCCUGGAGUUGCCGCUGGUGAUCGGGACCAUCCCUCUGCACCCGUUUGGCAGCCGGACAUCCAGCAUCAGCAGCCAGUAUAGCAUCAACAUGGACUGGCUACGGAUGGGCAUCACGGAGCAGCCUGAGGCUCCUCCAGACUAUUCCUCAGUGGUUUCUGGAGAAGACUCCACACAAAUCCUAUCUCCUCCUGGCCAGAAUGGACACCCCAGCAUCUUUGAAGGGCCUUUCUUUGCCUACAUCCAAGAAUUUCGCUUCCGACCGCCUCCACUCUACUCCGAGGUGGACCCCAACCCUCCAGCCGACAAUGCUAUCCGCCCGCGCUGCAUGACAUGUUGAAGGGAAAGCUGACCUGACUCAAGAUCCAUCUUUCUACCAAGCAUGAAAGCGGAGAAAAUGCAGCAGCCAUUGGGAGUUGCCCUUGGCUCCUGGCCAAAAUCAGUGUGCCAUCCCGCACUUUAAGCGUUGCUCUGUGCAUCCCUUGCACACUGGACUCUCAGCCAUGUAAGAGACGGGGCUCGCCCAGGUUCGAUGGACAUUAGCCAUGGAAGGGAGAGGCUACAGGUUCAGAAACGGAUGGCACCAUAAGUACCCGGCCCCAACACACUCUGGACUUUUGGGUAGGGGGUUUCCUCACCAUCCGGACAGCUGAGGAGAGGCCUUGGCUCCAUCCAUCCCCAACCUUUGUGCCCUGAAGAUGGCAGUUGCCCCCAGGGGAGGCCUCCAAUGACUCAGGCACCUGAUAUGCAACACAUGGUGGCAGUUUUGGGUCACCCACUUUGGUUUCUCUUCCAAGACUGGUCUAACCUGCAGCCUCUGUGGUGAGGAGGUGGGCGGAAGGGAGGAGUAACCUCCAUCAUUGCACUUCCCGUUCUGGCAACAGGAAAGGAGAUGGUGCUGUUGGCCAGGGAUCGCCCAUAGGUGGGGAAAGGUGUUAAGUGCUUAAGUUGCCACCCUGGUUAUCUGAUCCCUUUGAUCACCCAAAACCAGCACCUUCUGGAUGGGAGUGGGAAGCUUUUGGAUACAGAAAGCUGAUAACAUCCCUAGGAGCUUUUAAAAAGCUUUGCUUAACUUGGAAAACUAGAAUCCAGCAAGGAGCAGAGUUAAAAUGGGAAGCUGUUUGCAUGGGAUGUUUUAUUGGGGGGUACAACUUAGUUACCCUCCCCAGAUGUAGAGAUAUUGUCCCCUCAUUUGUCUAUUCUUCCUCGCCUGUGUUUCUGCCUUUUUUAAAUGCUUUUAAUGUUUUUUAUACUAUUAUUGUUUAAUUCUGGUU
Molecule: messenger RNA, 1588 nt
Organism: Sceloporus undulatus (fence lizard)
Lineage: Eukaryota; Metazoa; Chordata; Lepidosauria; Squamata; Phrynosomatidae
Product: arrestin domain-containing protein 2-like
Exons: 5
Biological process (GO): protein transport
Cellular component (GO): plasma membrane; cytoplasm
Source: RefSeq, a predicted model, not a curated record